AUGAAAGGAGGUGACCGCGUCGGGGGGAGCCUUUUGGAUUCUUCCGACGACGAUGUACUACUAUCAGCGGCUUGCAUCGACAAGAACAAGAUUGCAUCUGAAGAAGUCGCGAAACAGUCUUCCGGUUCGCUGAUGGACGAAUUCAACCCAAGGUCAAAGGCUUCGCUUUUGAAAGACGCGGAUAGGACGGGGGACUUGUACAUUGUCUGUGAGGACGGCACCAAGGUGGCGGCACAUUCUGCGAUUCUUAUCGAUCUGCCUUACUUCGAGGCGAGGCUUAAAGGAACGUGGUGCAGCGAAACGUGCUGGAACCUAAACCGGAAGCUAGAACUGCAUUUACCUUGCUCAGUGAGUCAGCACGUGGUCCAGGUCUUCCUGGAAUAUGCGUACCGGAAUCCCAAGGCUUUGGACAAGGUCGAGCCGUCCAACGCCGAAAUCUGGCAGGCCCUCUUUGCCUUGGCCGAUGCGUGCGGCCUCGAGAGAUUGUGCGCUCGUGUUCAAGAACGAGUGCGAAUCACGGAUCAGACCUCGACUUCGUGGCUCAAGUGGCUUGAGAAGGACCAUGCUUCCGAUUCGAGCAAGAUCCUCUUGCGAACGAGGCGAGUUGUUGAACGAAAGCUUCACGAGACGACGAUCUGGGACUCGUUCACGGUGGAGCAGCUUCUCAAGCUUGACGAGCUCGUGCAGGAAGCGUCAACCGGGAGAGCAGAUUGA
This is a messenger RNA of Klebsormidium nitens, 714 nucleotides long. NCBI's taxonomy places the organism in Eukaryota, Viridiplantae, Streptophyta, Klebsormidiophyceae, Klebsormidiales, Klebsormidiaceae. The record is from the annotation of a GenBank genome assembly.